Messenger RNA from Penicillium verhagenii, 1194 nucleotides. RefSeq names its product GPI-anchored protein Ecm33 (gene ecm33). NCBI's taxonomy places the organism in Eukaryota, Fungi, Ascomycota, Eurotiomycetes, Eurotiales, Aspergillaceae. The record is from RefSeq and is a predicted model, not a curated record. Gene Ontology annotation, cellular component: plasma membrane; fungal-type cell wall. Gene Ontology annotation, biological process: fungal-type cell wall organization. The coding region runs from base 1 to 1194 and encodes 397 amino acids. The transcript has 2 exons.
AUGUCCUUCACCAAGUACAUUCUCCCCGCCCUUGCGGUGACCCAGGCUGCUUUUGCCUCCACCUCUUGCGGUGACACCACCAUCUCCAGCCAGACUGAUGCCGACACCCUCUCCGCUGACUGCACCACUGUCAGCGGUGAUGUGACCAUCUCCGAGUCCUACUCCCAGUCCCUUGACCUGGGUAGCAUCAAGAAGAUCACCGGUACCCUCACUUGCACUGACGCCUCCAACCUCACCAGCAUCACUGGUGCCUCCCUCACCUCCAUUGGUGGUAACUUCACCCUGGAUGGUCUCACCACCCUCAGCGAGCUGAGCUUCGCUGAGCUCACCAGCAUUGGCAGCAUCGCCUGGCAGGCACUCCCCGCUCUGUACUCUCUGGACUUCGCUGCCGGUGUUACCGAGGUCGGUGAUCUUAACAUCUUGAACACCGCCUUGACCACCCUGGACGGUAUCUCCCUGAAGACCGUUGGUCAGUUCCAGAUUGAGGACAACACUGGCCUCAAGACUGUCAACAUCAGCAACCUCCAGAACGCCACUGGUCUUAUCAGCUUCGCCGGUAACCUCGACACCCUCGAGGUUGACCUUGCCAACCUUGGCACUGGUACCUCCAUGACUUUCCGUAACAUCAGCAGCAUCUCUAUCCCCUCCCUGGAGACCCUGACCGGUCAGCUCGGAUUCUGGGGCACUGAUUUCGCCACUUUCUCCGCCCCUGCUCUCACCACCACUGGUGACCUUGUCUUCACCGACAACUCCAAGCUUUCCAACAUCAGCAUGCCCAUCCUGAAGACCGUCUCCGGUGGUUUCACCAUUACCCGCAACGACGACCUCCAGGUCAUCGAUCUUCCCGACCUUGAGACCGUUGCUGGUGCCAUUGACUUCACCGGUAACUUCUACGAGGUUGAGUUCGGUUCCCUUGAGCGUGUUGCCGGUGCUUUCCUCUUGGAGUCCACCAACGGUACCUUCUCUUGCCCCAAGUUGAAGGCCGCCUACGAGGCUACCGACAUUGUCAAGGGUAAGUGGACUUGCGACGCUACCGACCCCGACCCCACCACCUCCACUGGUGAGUCCGGCACCGAGUCCUCCUCCACCUCUACCUCCACUGCCACCAGCUCCGGUGCUGCCAUUGCCAACGGUGUCGCCAUGCCCGUUGCCGGUGUCGCCGCUGUCUUCUACGCCCUUGCUCAGCUCAUCUAA